CCGAAAAACUCUCAACUUCAAGAUGGGAAACAGGCACAAGUUCACUGGGAAGAAAGUGACUGAAGAGAUUCUCUCAGACAACAGGUAUUUGCUGUUGAUUCUGAUGGAUGCAGAGAGAGCCUGGAGUUACGCCAUGCAGCUUAAACAGGAAGCAAACACAGAGCCUCGCAAACGAUUUCACUUGCUGUCUCGCCUGCGCAAAGCUGUGAAACAUGCUGAAGAGCUGGAGCGGCUGUGUGAAAGUAACCGAGUGGAUGCCAAAACAAAGCUGGAAGCUCAGGCAUACAUGGCUUACCUCACAGGAAUGCUUCAUUUUGAACACCAGGAGUGGAAGGCAGCAAUGGAGGCUUUCAACAAAUGCAAGACCAUAUAUGAAAAACUGGCCAAUGCUUUCACAGAAGAACAAGCUGUACUUUAUAACCAGCGUGUGGAAGAGAUCUCGCCCAACAUUCGCUACUGUGCCUAUAACAUUGGUGACCAGUCUGCUAUGAAUGAGUUGAUGCAGAUGAGACUGAGGUCUGGUGGCACUGAAGGUCUUCUUGCAGAAAAACUGGAGGCGCUGAUUACCCAAACUCGAGCAAAGCAGGCAGCCACGAUGAGUGAGGUGGAGUGGAGAGGAAGAACUGUUCCGGUGAAGAUCGACAAAGUGAGGAUCUUCUUGCUAGGGCUGGCCGACAAUGAAGCAGCGAUUGUUCAGGCAGAAAAUGAGGAGACAAAGGAGCGUUUGUUUGAAUCUUUGCUCAGUGAGUGUAGAGAUGCCAUUCAGGCUGUUCGCGAAGAUCUGAAACCAGACCAGAAGCAGCGGGAACACUCUCUGGAGAAUGAUUCUGGGAAGGUGUCCAAUAUCCAGUACUUACACAGUUAUUUGACUUACAUCAAGCUGUCGACAGCCAUCAAGCGCAAUGAGAGCAUGGCAAAGUCUCUGCAGAAGGCACUGCUGCAGCAGCAGCGGUCAGAAGAGGAUGGCAAGCGCACACCGCGGCCUCAGGACCUGAUCCGUCUUUAUGAUAUAAUUUUGCAGAACCUCGUGGAACUGACACAGCUUCCUGGCCUAGAAGAGGACAAGAACUUCCAAAAAGAGAUUGGAUUGAAGACACUCGUGUACAAAGCUUACAGGUGUUUUUUCAUUGCACAGUCCUAUGUCCUGGUAAAGAAAUGGAGUGAAGCUCUUGUUUUAUAUGAAAGAGUGCUGAAAUAUGCCCGUGAAGUUCAGUCGGGAGCUGGAGCCUAUACAAACAGCUUGAAGGAGCUGCCUGAUGUUCAGGAUCUGAUCACUCAAGUCAAUGCAGAGAAAUACUCCUUGCAAGCAGCAGCUAUAUUAGAUGCAAAUGAUACUCAUGAGACUGAGUCUCCAUCUCAGGUCAAGGAUGGCAAGCCACUCUCAGAACGGUUUGAAACUUUCUGUCUGGAUCCUUCUCUUGUCAGCAAGCAAGUCAGCCUCGUGCACUUCCCUCCAGGCUUCCAGCCCAUUCCAUGCAAGCCCUUGUUCUUUGACCUGGCCCUGAAUCAUGUUGCUUUCCCACCUCUGGAGGAUAAGGUGGAGCAGAAGGCCAAGAGUGGCCUCACGGGAUACAUAAAGGGCAUCUUUGGAUUCAAAAGUUAACCAGGACCGCCUAAGGAACAGAGAUUUUAUUCUGUAUUGAAGGAAAAGCUCCAAGAGUUUCUAGGACACAAAUAUCGAAACCAACAGAGGGAGGUUUUACCAUCUUCUUCCCUGUGUUCUGUGUAUGUGUCUGUGCACUUACAUUCUUUCCCAGUGUAUUAAAGACAAACAGUCUGUUCAGAAACAUAUGUACACUGUAAGUAGCUGAAAAUAGUCUGGAGCACAGAGAAAUUUCAUUCCGCUUGGAGAAGUUGGAGCUUGCUUUGUGACCAGUGGCCUGUUCAGGGCUGGUACACAUCUACUUACCAUGGACCAGGGCAUAGGCAUAACGUGAUUCCUCCCCCCACCC
Opisthocomus hoazin is the source of this 1952-nucleotide messenger RNA. The record is from RefSeq and is a predicted model, not a curated record. NCBI's taxonomy places the organism in Eukaryota, Metazoa, Chordata, Aves, Opisthocomiformes, Opisthocomidae.